Molecule: messenger RNA, 2856 nt
Organism: Pichia kudriavzevii
Lineage: Eukaryota; Fungi; Ascomycota; Pichiomycetes; Pichiales; Pichiaceae
Exons: 1
Coding region: 1-2856 (951 amino acids)
Biological process (GO): mitotic cell cycle; DNA-templated DNA replication; DNA repair
Cellular component (GO): nuclear replication fork
Molecular function (GO): protein binding; chromatin binding
Source: RefSeq, a predicted model, not a curated record
AUGAAUCUUGAGGAUAGAGUGACCCAUGCUUACAUGAACGAUGCGGCUGUUUCCGUAGCUUCGACUCCAACGACCUUAUUUACAGCGGCAGAUGGAUCUAUCAAAGUAUUUGAUUUGAUCAACACAACUUCGGAACCUGAAAUUGUCAAUACAUUGGAAAAGGUUAAAGACUUUGACAUUAGAGUGCUCAACGAUAAAGCGUACGGAUUGGUAUGCGGUGGUUCUGAUUGUUCAUAUCAUAACUUAAGUAAUUUCUUGGGCAUCAAUAAUAAACAUAGGCAUAAUGAUUCCAUAAUUAGUGAAAUGAAGAAGAUUUGGAGGAGUGAGGCAAAAAUAACACAGGCUAUUUUCACACAUGGUGGACAGAGGGCAUGCAUUGGAGAUUUGGCUGCCAAUAUGGUGAUCAUUGAUAUUUCCAAUCCAACUGAUAGUACUACAUUUGGCAAAGUUACUGAAAAAAUCAAAGUGAAUGGGGAAAUUGUUGGAUUAUCUUACAGCUAUGCAGUUGAUCUAAUGGCUGUCACAGUAGCGGACGGUGGAAUCUAUAUUUAUUCAAUGAGCUCAAAUAACACAGAGAGAAGGGCCAGUUUGGGCACUCUGGUAGUUGACAAGAGAGUUGCAUUAACUCAUGAAAUGGGGUUGGUUGAUGAUGAUGAUUCUGACUUAAGCGAUCUCUCAGACACCAACUUCGAUGAUGAGGAUUCUAUGUUUACAGAGACAACGAUGGGAGUCGGUGGUAAGAACUCUAGAAACAAGACUAACAACCUAAUAAAAUUUGCAUCUUCUAAAACUGCUUGGAAUCCCGUUGGGGAUGUAUUAGCUGUACCAAACAAGAAUUACAAGAUUGACUUCUAUAAUGUUGUCAAUUGGGCGGUUCCAGCAUUUACACUAUACGCAGGUGGCAAUCAUCAUAAAAAUUACAUCAGUGGGUUGGCGUACUCCCCAGAUGGUAAAUAUUUAGCUAGUAUUAGUUUAGAUAAAUCCUUGAUUAUUUGGGAUAUUAAGGACAAGAAGAUCAAGGGUAAGGUCGGUCUACCCUUUAUUGGCUGUGAUAUCACAUGGUGUGACAAUUCUAGUGUUGCUAUUGGUUCCAAUAAAGGUGACGUUUUAACCAUAGACAAAUCAACAUUCAUAGACAUCAUUACGCCUAAAUUAGUACCUGAAAAGGAGAUCAAUGACACCACUGGUACUGUUGAUAUUGCUAAUGGGAAGGGUGUAAACAAUAAUGUUACUGGUGAUUCCGAUGAUUCCGGUGAUGAUGUUAAUAUAUCAGACGAUGAAGAGGAAGCUGAAGAAGAAAGAUUGGAUAGACGAAAUUCGCAAGAUCUAGAUGACUUCAUUAUUGAUGAUGAGACAAAUACAGAUUCUCGUAGAAGGUACAGAGACAAUGAUUCACAAUCUACUGAAUUAACUGAUUUUAAUAAGCGUGCAAGAAGGGAAACGGGGAACGAUGAAAAUCAUUUGUACAAGCUGAAUGUUAGAUCAGGAUGGGGCAGGUCACUAACAAAGCCUUAUUCUGUUGGUUCCACUCCAUGGGAGGGAUCUGACCGAAGAUAUCUUACAAUAACACCUAUUGGAUGUGUUUAUACAGUUAAAAUCCAAAGUGUUUACAAGGUGACAGUGUUAUUUUUUGAUGAAGAAAAGCAUCGUAAGUAUUUUUUUGACGAUUUAAAUGGCUUUGACAUUUGUUCAAUUAAUGAUCAGGGUUCAGUCUUUGCAACAUCCGGCUACAAGAAACAAAAAGGAUUUAUUGCAAGAAUUGAGUACAAAGAUCAUUCAAACGGUAAAACAGGUGAAACUCAGUGGAUUCGAGACAUUGCUCUAAGACCAUAUGAAUUUAUUACAUGUGUUAGCGUUUAUGGUAAUAAUAUUUUUGUCUGCACGAAUAAAGGUUUUGUGAGGAGAUAUAAUUUAUAUGGUCGUUUACAAAAUAUCAUGAUGAUGGAUUGUGUCGUGGGUAUCAUGAACAAUAAUAACUACGUUUUCACGGUAAUCAAAAGAACGAUAGGUAGCGGUUAUUUAUUCAAUAUUCAAGAUUUAGAUGGUGAAUAUAUUCAGCAAGAAGUCGGCCUACCGUUAAUCACUGAGAAUGAUUUUGGUGAAGAUCAAUGUGAUAUACCUGUAAAAAGCAUGUUUUUUUCAUCUGAGGGAGAACCAUGUCUUGUAAGAAAUGACGGAAUACUGAUGGUUUUAACCAGAUGGAGAGAUUCCAACAGCAAACCCGUAUGGAAGCCUCUGUUGGACAUUCAGGAAGGAGUGUCACGCGCUGGUAGAGGUACAGAAUUGAAGGCAUGGCCGUUAGGGUUAUUCGGUGAUAAUUUUAUGUUUGUCCCAUUCAGAGGUACCAAAUUCCCAAUUUUCCCAUUGCUAACACCUAUGAAUGUCGAUGUUCGUAUUCCGCUGAACUAUUAUGAUCCUAAUAAACGGAAACCAAUUCGAGAAAUCGAUGAAGAAGAUAGAGAACUAUUCGGUGAUGAGGAAAACGAAAUUGAAGAGCCUCAGAUAAACAAGGCCGAAGAGGCAGAAGAACAAUUCUUACGCACACUUGUACUUGCCGAGAUUCUCAAUGAUGCAAUUUCCAAUAACGAGGUUGAAAGUUCCGAAGGUCUGGAAAAGUUGCAAUUGUUAUCCCUUGAUUAUGAUAAGGCAUUAUUAAUUCAGAUUGAUGAUGCAUGUUCAAGUGGUGAUUCAGAUGAUGCAUAUGAAUUGUGUAAGAUGCUCCGUGAUUCGCGGGCCCUAAAUGCUGCUCAAAGGCUAGCUGAAAUGAAGAGCAUGGCUGGAUUAGCCAGACGUAUCAUGAAUUUACGUGAAGCUAGAAUGGCUGAGGAAGAACAUGAUGUUCUAGAAGAGGAGUAG